Messenger RNA from Triticum aestivum (bread wheat), 2180 nucleotides. RefSeq lists its product as uncharacterized. NCBI's taxonomy places the organism in Eukaryota, Viridiplantae, Streptophyta, Magnoliopsida, Poales, Poaceae. The record is from RefSeq and is a predicted model, not a curated record. Gene Ontology annotation, molecular function: RNA binding; protein binding. The transcript has 3 exons. Bases 126 to 1940 code for a protein of 604 amino acids.
GGAGGUAGUAGCUUACUCGUGUUAGCAAUAAUAUAUAUAGCCACGUGAUGUAUCCAUAGCGAAAAGCACAGCUCCACGAUUUGGACCCUCGAUAUAUCGAGAAGCGAAACCACAAACAUCGAUCGAUGGCGAGAGGUCGACGACGCUCCAGGCACCGUCGCGGCGUCAGUAGCAAUCAAACCAUCGAGUCCUCGUCGUCUACUUGCGCCUCUCUUGAUGCGUGCGUCUGCCGUGGCCAAAAUCAUCAGUCUCCAGUGCACGCGCCGGCACCCUGGACUGACCUGCCGGCAGACCUGCUCCGCGACAUCUCCGGCCGCCUGCGUGACGUCGCCGACUACGUCCGCUUCCACGCCGUCUGCAAGGCAUGGCGCGACACAGCGCCCGAUGCGACCCUGACGACGAAGCAGCCCUCCUUUCUACCAUGGCUCCUCGCGCCCAACAUCAAGGACCUCAAGUUCAGAUGCGUUUUCUCCAGGAAAACCUACCGCGCUGCGCCGCCAUCCAGCCACCGGGACUUGGUGGCUAGCGUCGAGGGCGCCGCCGUCUGGUAUUUGGUCGACGAUGGCCUGUGCCCUACUCUCCGUGACAUCCUCACCGGAGCCGUCGUCAAGCAUCUCCCCCCUUUCCCCAAGGAAAUCAAAGAAUGCAUCAGCAAGGGGACUGCCAGUAAUUAUACACUUGGGCAUGGCCUCCACAGCAUCGUCUACGGUGACGGCACCGCACUUCUCUACGGCCUGUACGAAACCGACCAGGAGGACGACGAGCUUAUUGCCAACUUCUGGGCAGCCCUCCUGCCUCCCGGAGAAGCCACGUGGACGGUCGUGGAGAGGACGCUUGAAUGCCCGGACAUUACCAACUUCUACGUCACGUAUCACCGUGGAAACAUAUUGGUCACCGGCGGGCCUGACCUGUGGCACGCCGUGACACCGGACGAUCACCAAGGCGUUCGAGAUGUGGUGCUGCCGAGCCCCUGGAUGCCAGGGGAGCACCGGGACUACUUAGACAUGUACAACUACCUUCUCGAGUCCCACGGCGAGCUUCUCUGGGCAUCGGUUCACGUCCGCAAAGAUUACAUGGAUUAUUGGCGGCGCCGCGGUGAGGCCCUUGUCUCUUGCCUGGUCGGCGCUCUCUCGGUGUCCGUUCACGCACUAGAGGGGGAGGCGCCGGAGAAAAUGCGGUGGGUGAGGAAGGAUGGCAAGAGCCUAGCUAACCGUGUCCUAUUCCUGGGGUGGCCCAACAGCUUCGCCGUGGAUGCCUCGCGGCUAGGUGGUGAUGCCGUGUCCGCUGGAUGUGCAUAUUUUGUCUACAACAUAGAGAACGACAUGCCGGGUCGGUCGUGUUAUGUGCUUAGGUACAAUCUCCUCAAAGACAAGACCAAAUUCGUGGAGCAGUUGCCUGAUGGAUGGGACGAUGAUAUGUGCAUGUGGCUCUUCCCCCAGCCUGCCGUUGCUCCAAACCAGGAAAUCAGUGAAAGGUGUGAUAGUUCAAUAUGGUGGAAGAGGAAAAACCAACAGAGGACUACAACUCCAAAAAGCACUAUUCACAUGGAGAGACCUCGGCAACAACAUUACAAGUCUUAUUUCACGGUGAUUGUAAACAACCUGCCUCGUAGGGUGAAUAACUUUCAGCUGCGUCGGUUCUUCAGCCAGCACGGUAAGGUGUCCCAAGCUAAGGUGAGAUGUAAGAAGAAGACCAAUAUCUCAAAGGGAUUUGGGCAUGUGACAAUGGAGAUGGUCGAGGAACAUGCUAAUGCUCUUGCUACACUUGACGGACUGGUUUUGGGUGGAUGCAUCCUUGAAGUGAGCAUCAUGAAGGUGAUGUGGAAGCCGGAACAACAUGUGAAUUUUGUCGGGUCGGGAGAGUAUAGUCUUGACCAUUAUAUAUAUAUUGGUUUGGGACUAUUACUUUUUGCUUUUGUAAUGUUGUGGAAGAUUAUUUAAUUACGUGAAUUGUACUCCUGGAAAAGUAUCACAGAUGACUCGGUCAAAACUAGAGCCACAUUUUAUGCCUUCAUCUAAGAUAUCCCAUAUCCCCCACCCCAUCUUGUCGUCCAGAAUUGUGAUGCCUUUCCUUGGAUCUUUAGGAAGUUUUAAGAGUUAUCUCACCAAAGACUCUGCUUUGUAGAUGAAAGGAAACAUUUUCCACUGCUUUUUGAACCAUCUACGACGAUGGUUUAUGUA